UAGAUUUAUCUAUUCGACAAGCAGGUGCCCGUGGACUUGACAACAAGCAACAUCUCUGAAGACAUUUUUUAGAUUAAAAAUUCAAGAUGCCAGGAAGACACGGCGACGGCGAUUCCCAAAAUGCAAACGAAGCAGGAACUUUUGAAACACUCAGAGAUGAAGGAGAAUACUUUGUUCAUGUUAAACAAUAUCAAAAAGCCAUUGAAAGUUUUACAAAGGCCCUGGAGAUGAGCACAGGAGACAAAAACUGUCUUGUAACAAGAUCAAAGUGCUGGCUUCAACUAGGGAAUGCUGAAAAUGCUUUGACUGAUUCAGAAGAAGCUUUAAGAGAGGAUAAAGAUUUUAUCAGGGGACUUUACCAAAAGGCAGAGGCAUUGUAUCAGAUUGGUGACUUUGAAACAGCUUUAGUAUUUUUCCAUAGAGGUCACAAAUUAAGACCAGAAUUACAAGAAUUAAGAAUGGGAAUACAAAAAUCUGAAGAAGCAAUAAAUAACAGCAUUGGCACACCAGAGUCAGUAAAGUUACAGGCUUCAGGAGAUUUGUCAUAUUUCUUCAAGCAUGAAGAGGAAGAGAAGAAGAAGCAAAAGGAAUUAGCACAACAAGCAUUUAGUGCUAAAAGCAAGACAUCUUACAGUGAUUCAAAAGCCAAACAAUCUAAAGGGACAUACCAAAAACCAGGCGCAAAGAAAGAAACCAAAAAAGAGAGGGAAAGACCAAAAAGUGGAGGAGAUUCAAAAACUAUCAAACAGUUAUUGGGAGAAUUGUAUGGUGAUAAGGAGUACUUAGAAAAACUAAUGAAAGAUAAAUCUUUAACUGGAGAGAAAUCACCAAUGGAAAGAGAUAUAAAACACAAAGUAUAUGAUGGUCUGGAAUACCUUAAUUCUAGGGCUGACUUCUGGAGACAGCAGAAACCAAUGUAUGCACGUAAACGUGACAAAGAGAAGUCAAGACGUAGUGCCAAGCAACAGUCCAGAGAUCCAAGAUCUUAUAUUCUUAGAAGUCUGGAUGAAAUUGAAGAAGACCAAUCAGAGGGUAAAUAUGAACAGAGUUUGAAGAAGGCACAGAAAGUACUGAAACAAGUGGAAGGCAUGUCAUCGGAUGAACUUCAGAACCGCGCAGAAAUCAUGGCUACCUUAUACAGUUCUAUAGGUAACGCUUACCUAGAGAUGAACAAUUUCAACCGAUCAAUGGAAUAUCACGAACGAGACCUUGAGCUCUCAAGAGAACAGAUGAGAAAAAGAAAAAAGGGAAAAAAGAAUAAAACCUCAGGCGAUUUAGAAGAUGCUAAGUCAAGAGCUUUAGAUAAUUUGGGUAGAGUUUAUGCCAGAAAAGGAUCCUUCCAAAAGGCCAUUGAUGUGUGGUGUGAGAAGAUACCAAUGAGUAAGUCGCCAUUAGAAAGUGCUUGGUUAUUCCAUGAAAUAGGACGAUGUCAUCUAGAAUUAAACCAAUAUAUAGAUGCUAGAGACAAUGGAAGGAAAGCUCUAGAGGCAGCCAAGGAGGCAGAAGAUGACACGUGGAAAUUACAUGCCUCAGUUUUGGUAGCACAGUCUGAAGUUAAAAAUGGUGAAUUACAAGCAGCAGCCUCAUCAUUUGAAGAAUCGUUACAAAUAGCUAAAGAUUUAGAAGACAACGUAGCAGAACAAGCAAUCAAAAAGGCAUUAGAUGAAGUUAACGGUAAAAUAGUACGAGGUGAAGGAGACGAUGAGGAAGAGCCCGACCCAAAAACGGAGCAACGACCCGGAACUGCAGGAUCAGCAAAAAUAGAGAGUCGACCAGGAUCAACAGCACUUGAAGAUUUAAAAACUCUUGGACCGGGUCACAGGAAACGUAGUCCUGAUGCUAGUCUCAAAACCCCAAGAGGGUCUGGAAGGUCAAAAUCUCCUGCUAAGCCUCCAGCAACUCCAAUAGGUUCUAGGGGUCGGUCUCCUAUUAAAUCACCAACUAAAAGUCCUGCUCCUGAUAGAGCAACACCUGCGUCUCCUUCUAAAGAGGGUAGGGACUCCCCAGCCAAACAACCCUCUGUCUCUUUUCAUGAAGAAACAGGGUCACAGAAAGGUCAUGAGUCUGCUGGAGGCUCAAAACAGGGUGGAUCAGCCACUAGUGUUGCAAAAGAUGAACAAAAGACUGAAGAAACAAAAGAAAAAGAACAGGAAGUAGCAGAAUAAAUCAUGUGACUGUCAUUUGACUACAAACUUUUAUCCACUGAUACGCAUUUACUCUGGUCUUGACUUAUUUGUGAUAUUCUGGAUUCCGUCCAAAUUUUUGAAAAUUGUAAUUAAAUUUCUGAACAAAUGCAUAUCUUUCAGGGCAAAUAUGAUUCAAGUCAGGUCACUGCUGUGAUUUGAUUUUACAAAUUUACUUAUUAACUGUUAUUUCAUGAAUGAAAAGCUAGCUAAAAAUAAUGUGUUGAACACAAAAGCUAUGUUUUUAGCACCAAAUUGUAGUAAAUUGAACAUUCAGUUUUGCAAGAGGCAGGUAUAUUUUAUUUUAUGGGAUGUUGGCCAAAAUUAUACUGCCUAUUAUCUGAAUGGAAACUUUCAGAGCAUUUCUUGGUUAAUAUUUUUCUACAGAAGACUUUUAUUUGAAACUUCUUUUCAUAUUUCAGAAGUCCUAAGAGUAAUUAAAUAUCCACUUUUUGCACGUUUUAUUAAAUGAUUUAACCUAUUUUAUUCAUACUUUCGUUAAAAAUUAUAAUUUUAGUAAAAUUUUACUUGUGAAAAAACUUUUUCUUUAGAUAGCUAAUUUUCACUAUACCGUAAAAAGUUUAACUCUUUAUUAAUUUGGAUAAUCACUAUGAUGCACAAUUCAGUGAAAAAAAAAACAUUUUAAAGUUUAUAAUUGAAUUUCAGAAAUGUUGUUUUGAUUGUUUUAUAUGCAACUAUUUACAAGUACGCAAGAUACACUUUUUUGUGUUGCAAUUAAAUAUGUUUUAUUUGUUAGGGUGUUUAUUUGAGGAUAAAUUUGUGUGUGUGUGGGUAUAAGUGUGUAUGUGUGUGAAAACAAAUGUAUAAAAAAAAUUAAGACAUAAAUGACCAGCAUAUCACUACCCAAAGGAGUUUAAAAUUUAUUAUUUAGGGUUUAAGAUAAUUAUUGUAUGCACUGUGCAACCUCUACGCAAAUUAAUUAGUUGUGCUUUUGUUAUUGAAAAAAAUGUUCUGUUUCUGUUUAGAAUUCAAUUGUUAUAUGUUGAAAUAAAAAUUACGAUAAAGGAAAUUGGGUAAAUUUGGUAAAUUUUAUACUUUCAAUGAUAAAGUGAACAAAAAUAAGAAAGCAUUCAGAAACUAAAAGAGGCAAUGAAGAGUUCCAUGAAAAACAAAACAUUUUUGCAAUGGCCUUGGUUGCAUGACUGAGUCAGACAGCUUUUUAAACAAAAAUAUUUAAAAUUUUUUUAUGAUAGAAUAUUUUAAUAUUAAAGAAAUUAAACAUCA
Messenger RNA from Mytilus californianus (California mussel), 3428 nucleotides. Its product is annotated as outer dynein arm-docking complex subunit 4-like. Gene Ontology annotation, molecular function: protein binding. NCBI's taxonomy places the organism in Eukaryota, Metazoa, Mollusca, Bivalvia, Mytilida, Mytilidae. The record is from RefSeq and is a predicted model, not a curated record. Gene Ontology annotation, cellular component: cytoplasm. Bases 87 to 2165 code for a protein of 692 amino acids. The transcript has 15 exons.